UCCAAGGCCAAUGCUCCAUCAGAACGAUGCCCCUAGAACGCCGUGACCGGGAAAGCGAAGAUGUGCCCUUCCUGGCCUCCGACAGCCACCUGCCCUCCAUGCCCCAUCGCCAGAAUGACCUGGCCGAGGACUUCGACGACAAGUCCGUCGGCGAUGACGACCAGCCCAACGCGAUCGACCCGAACCUGCGACUGCGCCUGAUGGUCACCCUCUUCACCAUGAUCCUGGCCGUCGAGGUCGGCCUGGUGAUGGCCGGCGGGCCCGUCACUCGCAUCUACGAAUCCAUCGUCUGCCGCGACUACUACGCCCACUACGACCCCACGCAGAUCGCCUCCAACGGCCAGGUGGACGAGGAGCUGUGUAAGAUCAAGGACGUGCAGUCCGAGCUGGCCGCCGUGAAGGGAUACAUGGAGUUUUUCGACGGCAUCCUGAGUAUUUUCAUGGCCAUCCCCUACGGUCUGCUGGCCGAUCGACGCGGUCGCAAACCCACCAUCUGCCUCAGCAUCCCCGGUUUUGCGCUGAACUGCGCCAUCCAAUUCGCCGUGAUGUGGUAUCCCGACGUCUUUCCGCUGCGGACCGUCUGGAUCUCGUGUCUGUCCUGGCUGUUCGGCGGCGGUCCCGUCGUGGCCUUUGCCAUUAUCUGGACGAUGAUGUCCGACGUGACGACGGAGGACGAGAGGGCGGCCAUGUUCUUCAAAUUCGGCGUCGCCAGCAUGGGCGCCGACUUCGCCUCCAACGCCGCCAGCUCCUGGCUCAUGGCCAUGGACCCCUGGCUGCCGCUGUUCCUCGGAUGGGGCGUCACCAUCGUCGGCGUGUUCUGCGCGCUGUCCCUGCCCGAGACGAUGCACGCCUGUCCGCCUGCGCGGGACUCCGCCAGCGUCGAGCUCUCGCGCCUCUCCGACGGCGACCUCAAGCGCUCCCUGAGCAAGGAGCAAGAACGUCCGGAACCCCUGAAGGACGACGACGACGAUGACGCGUCGGACCCUCUCGUCGCGCCCGCCGACGCCUCCGCCGCCGCCCCGAAGCCGCCGCUGCUGACCCGCGUGCGCGUCUACCUGCGCAACUACGUCGCCCCGUAUACCUUCAUCUUCCGCAGCCGCCAGAUCAUCCUGCUGCUGAGCACCUUCCUCGUCUACCGCCUCAGCCGCGGCUCCUCCUGGUUCCUGAUCCAGUACAUCUCCACGCGCUACAACUGGACGAUCUCGCAGGCCAACUUCCUGAUCGCCUUCAAGCCGGCGCUCACCAUCCCGCUGUUCCUGAUCAUCCUGCCCGCCGUGUCGCGCCACCUGCUGGCGCGCAUGCCGCAGAUCCAGAAGGACCUGACGCUGGCGCGCAUCAGCAUCAUCUGCCUGGCCGUCGGGACCCUGGGCAUCGGCCUGUCGCCCACCAUCGCCACGCUCAUCCCCAGCCUGCUGCUGCAGACCUGCGGGUCGGCGUUCGUGUACCUGGCGCGCUCCCUGAUCACGACGCUGGUGCACCGCGAGGAAACGGCGCGCCUGUUCACCGUCAUCGAGGUGCUGCAGUCCGUCGGCAACGUCAUCGCCAGUCUGUUGAUCACCGGCGUCUUCCAGAUCGGCCUGCAGCUGGGGGGCAUGUGGAUCGGGCUGGCCUGGAUCAUGACCAGUCUGGCGUUUAUGGGGGUGGGCGUGUCGAUUUGGCUGUUUCGGUUGAAGAAGGACAAGGAGGAGGGAGGCGAGAGGGAGGUAUGA
Molecule: messenger RNA, 1709 nt
Organism: Aspergillus steynii IBT 23096
Lineage: Eukaryota; Fungi; Ascomycota; Eurotiomycetes; Eurotiales; Aspergillaceae
Product: putative MFS transporter
Exons: 2
Coding region: 27-1709 (560 amino acids)
Biological process (GO): transmembrane transport
Cellular component (GO): membrane
Molecular function (GO): transmembrane transporter activity
Source: RefSeq, a predicted model, not a curated record